AUGUCCGACGACGACGAUUUCAUGCAGGACUCUGACCAGGAGGACUAUGAUUUCGAGUACGAAGACGAAGAUGAGGACCAGGGCGGCGAUGUCGACAUCGAAAACAAGUACUACAAUGCCAAGCAGAUGAAGGUCGACAGCCCAGAGGAGGCCAUUGAUGAAUUCUUGGGUGGGNGAUUCAAAGGCUUGAAGCAAGCCAUCAAACUCGAGUUCAAGCUACGCCGCUAUGAUCAAGCCGUUCAACACUACCAGGAGCUACUCACCUAUGUCAAAUCCGCCGUCACUCGCAACUACUCGGAAAAGUCCAUCAACAACAUGCUCGACUUCAUCGAGAAGAAUGCAGAGGACGAGGCUGCCAACAAAUGCAUGGAGCAGUUCUACUCCAAGACACUUGACUCAUUCCAGAGCACAAACAACGAGCGUCUUUGGCUCAAGACAAACACAAAGCUGGCUCGCCUCUGGCUUGAUCAGAAGGACUACCGUCGCCUGACCGACAAGGUGCGCGAGCUUCACAAAGCCUGUCAGUUGGAAGAUGGUUCCGACGAUCCAAGCAAGGGCACAUACUCGCUCGAAGUCUACGCUCUGGAAAUCCUCAUAUCGGCCGUGCCACAUCCCAAGAUCAUGGGCAUCAUCCGAGAAUGUGGAGGCAAGAUGCACAUGAGUGAAGAAAACUGGAAGGAGGCUCAAUCAGACUUCUUUGAAUCAUUCCGCAAUUACGAUGAGGCCGGCUCGUUGCAGAGAAUUCAAGUGCUCAAGUAUCUGGUUCUGACGACCAUGCUUAUGGGCUCCGAUAUCAAUCCCUUUGAUUCGCAGGAGACCAAGCCAUACAAGAACGAUCCUCGUAUCGCUGCCAUGACUGAGCUGGUCGAUGCUUACCAGCGAGAUGACAUUCACCGCUACGAGUCGAUCCUGCAGAAGAACAAGGAUCUGUUGGCCGACCCCUUCAUUGCCGAGAACAUUGACGAAGUCACGCGAAACAUGCGCACAAAGGCCGUUGUCAAGCUGGUCGCCCCGUAUACACGAUUCCGCCUCUCCUUCAUUGCCAAGCAGCUGAACAUUUCCAUCCCAGAAGUCCAAGACAUUGUGGGCUUCUUGAUCAUGGAUCAGAAACUUCACGGCAAGAUUAACCAAGAAGCCGGAACUGUCGACAUUGAGAGUAGGGCAGAUUUGGAUCGCAUGCACGCAGUCGCCGACUGGACUUCAGCCGUACGUUCUCUGGCUGCAUUCGUCCUCAACGACGGCGAGGGCUUCAAAGGUGACGAUGGGGCGCCAUCCAUGGCAAACCCUGAGGCGUACUUCGCUCCCUCCUCACAUCGCACCAAUAUGCCUUCUGGGAAGCGCAGGCUUCAAUCCCGGGUCCCAGGUUGA
This is a messenger RNA of Aureobasidium musti, 1368 nucleotides long. NCBI's taxonomy places the organism in Eukaryota, Fungi, Ascomycota, Dothideomycetes, Dothideales, Saccotheciaceae. The record is from the annotation of a GenBank genome assembly.